ACCGUCGUCUGUUGUGCUUGCUGCGAAUUUAGCUGAUCCAUUAGCUCCUGCUCCUUCACCUCCAGCUCAUGCAGUUUCGAGGAAAUUAUGCCAGCACUGACUGCAACUGAACCAACCGAACGAACACCUACACAAAACGAACGAACAACCACUAAAAACGAAUGAGCAGAGACGAACGACUGAACUCAUUGGAACAAUUAUCCGGAUCGCCGUUCAAUUGAUAAGUAGUUCAAUUGAGCUCAGACUGAACGAUUCGGUGCAACUCUACUAUUUUCGCUACCAUAUCCCCAAGCAACACACAUUGGCAUUUUCUCUGUACGGUAAACGUUUCCAAACUGGGACUGUUGAACUAAAAUUCAAUAUAGUUAAUAAUUGAAUGCACAAACCAAAUAGCUCAAAGUGAAGUGGGGCCAUGGACGAAGAAUACUCAGCGGCGUCGACGGCUGGCGGUGGUGUUAAAAAAGCCGGCGUGGGUAAGCAGCACAAUACGCUGCCUUUCUGGGGUAAUGAGACAUCAAUGAAUUUAAAUCCACUUAUACUCGCCAACAUACAGAGCUCUAGCUACUUUAAAGUGCAUUUGUUUAAGCUAAAGACUUAUCAUGAAGUGGUAGAUGAAAUCUAUUACCAAGUCAAGCAUAUGGAGCCCUGGGAGCGUGGAUCCCGCAAAACUUCCGGCCAGACGGGCAUGUGCGGCGGUGUACGUGGCGUUGGCGCCGGAGGCAUUGUUUCCACCGCCUACUGUUUGCUCUAUAAACUGUAUACGCUGCGUCUAACCCGAAAGCAAGUCAACGGGCUGCUCAAUCACACAGACUCGCCCUACAUACGGGCACUAGGUUUUAUGUACUUACGGUAUACUCAGCCACCGGGUGAUUUAUAUGACUGGUAUGAAGACUAUUUGCAAGAUGAGGAAGAAAUUGAUGUAAAGGCUGGCGGCGGCCAGGUGAUGAACAUUGGACAAAUGGUGUAUCAGUUUAUGACAAAAUUGGAUUGGUUCUCCACGCUAUUUCCGCGCAUACCUGUGCCCAUACAAAAACAGAUUGAGAAGAAAAUUGAGCAAUAUUGCCGUGAGCAGGGCAUUACCGUUAAUCAGCUAAGCACAGGUCGUGGUAUUACAGCAGCCGGAGGAACGGUAGCUGCACCAGGAGGAGCAACUGCUGGUCCAGUGCCUAACUCAGAUUACGAGGGCGGCGGCGGCGGAGGCGGUACUGGGCGUACUCAAGGUGUAGCUCGUGGAGGCAACUAUCGCAACGAUCACGAUGAUCGCGAUUACUAUGCAAGUCAAGCCUCUAGCUCCAGCUAUGGACGCGGACGUGGCUAUGAUGAUUACCCACCACAGUCAAUUUCCUCAAUGUUGCCGUAUGGUGGCUCCGAGCGUGACAAGGAGCAUGGCGAACGCAGUGAGAGACGCCGCAGCAGCAAGCACAAGAAGAAGCACAAGCAUAGACAAAGCUCGCGCAGUCGCAGUCGCAGCAAAAGCGCCAGCAGUCGCAGCGCCAGUCGCAGUCGGCAUCGUCAUGACCGCAAGCGUGGCGAAGACCGCGGCAACAGAAAUCGACACAACGAGCAUUACGAUGACAGGGAUCGCGAGCGGGACCGUGAUAGGGAGCGCGAGCGUGAACGCGAACGGGAGAGAGAGCGUGAGCGACGCUAUCGUUGAAACUGCUGCUUGCCGCCUGUCCGCUCAACAUUGUUUUUAUAGCACAUUAAACAUAUACAUAUGGUAUACAUACUAAAUAUUUUUUUCUAUAAUUUACUACAACGUCCUCUCAGUUUUAAAACCAGAACUCUGCCAACGGCUGAGCUCUUACUCAGGUUAAAACAGCCACAUCCAGACCACAAAUUUAAACACAACACUUCUGCCUAUCAAUACAUGGCUAUAUUUUGUAAUUUGUAUUUUUUCAUGCUGAUUGUAAAUUCUUC
Messenger RNA from Drosophila busckii, 1920 nucleotides. RefSeq names its product pre-mRNA-splicing factor 38B. NCBI's taxonomy places the organism in Eukaryota, Metazoa, Arthropoda, Insecta, Diptera, Drosophilidae. The transcript has 7 exons. Bases 413 to 1657 code for a protein of 414 amino acids. The record is from RefSeq and is a predicted model, not a curated record. Gene Ontology annotation, cellular component: precatalytic spliceosome.